CAGUUCCCUAGGCUGACUUGACCUGGACAGGAACCCUGAAGCCAGAGAAACAAUAAAGGAACGGAGGUGUUGAAGAAUACAGCUUAAGUCAGAAUUUCAGAGUGGAAUACAGACCUUUGGUGUGUGGAUACACCAGCAUUCAACCAGAAGCCAUUGGCAUUUGGACAAGAAAACUUGGAAAAGAGAAGGUUGAUCAUGGAAAUCAAAGAGGAAGGCACUUCAGAAGAAGGCCAGCACUUUCUUCCAACAGCUCAGGCAAAUGAAUCUGAUGACACUCGGUUCACAAGCAUUCAGAAGAUUCCCAAUGAGCCACAGUUGGAAUUCAUCCUUGCUUGCAAGGAUCUUGUGGCUCCCGUCCGUGAUCGGAAACUGAACACAGUGGUACAGAUCUCUGUGAUCCACCCCACCGAGCAGAGCCUGACACGAUACUCCUGCACCGAAAUUGUGGAGGGAACAAGAGACCCACUGUUUUUGACGGGUGUCACAUUCCCAUCUGAAUACCCCAUCUAUGAAGAGACCAAAAUAAAACUGACAGUCUAUGACGUCAAGGACAAGUCUCAUGACACUGUCCGAACCAGUGUCCUUCCUGAACUCAAGGAUCCCCAGCCAGAAGUUGGGAGGAGCUUCUUGGGUUAUGCCAGCUUUAAAGUGGGGGAACUGCUGAAGUCCAGGGAGCAACUGCUGUCACUGAGCCUCAGAACGUCAGAUGGUGGCAAAGUGGUUGGCACCAUAGACGUCAGUGUCGUGACGAUGGGGGAGAUUGAGGACGGGGAAGCUGACCACAUCACAACAGAUGGGCAGGGACAAAAGUGUGCACUGGUGUGUGAAUGUGCAGCCCCAGAAAGUGUGAACGGGAAAGAUAACUUACCUUUUUUGAAUGCAGUAUUAAAGAAUCCAGUGUAUAAAUUGUAUAGAUUCCCCACAUCUGACAAUAAGUGGAUGCGAAUCCGUGAGCAGAUGUCUGAGAGCAUACUCUCUUUUCAUAUUCCUAAGGAAUUACUUUCCCUUCACAUUAAGGAAGACUUGUGUAGAAACCAGGAGCUAAAAGAACUUGGUGAACUUUCUCCACACUGGGACAAUCUACGGAAAAAUGUCCUGACUCACUGUGAUCAAAUGGUGAACAUGUACCAAGACAUUUUGAAAGAACUCAACAACGAAACAGGGUCCUCUUUUAAAUCGAGCAGUAGCAAAGGAGAGAAAACCUUGGAAUUUGUUCCAAUAAACCUGCACUUGCAGAGAAUGUGUGUGCACAGCCCUCAUCUGAAAGAUGCUCUAUAUGAUGUCAUUACCGUGGGAGCCCCAGCCGCCCAUUUUCAGGGAUUUAAGAAUGGUGGCCUUCGAAAACUGCUCCAUAAAUUUGAAACGGAAAGAAGGAACACUGGAUACCAGUUUAUUUACUAUUCACCUGAAAACACAGCAAAAGCAAAAGAAGUUCUCAGCAACAUAAAUCAACUAGAACCUCUUGUAGCGAACCAUGCAGACCUACUGCUUAAUUCUGCAAGCCAGCACUCUGCAGACAGCUUGAAGAAUUCGUUAAAGAUGCUUUCAGAAAAAACGGAGCUUUUUGUACAUGCCUUCAAGGAUCAGCUGGUGAGGAGUGCACUUUUAGCUCUCUAUACAGCGAGGCCAGGAGGGAUUCUAACGAAACCACCCUCCCCUAAGGGCAGCACAGAGCAGAGCAGUCCUCAAGACCAACCACCUCCCAUGAAGAGGCAGGACUCCAUACCACAUCAUUCCGACUAUGAUGAGGAAGAGUGGGAUAGGGUGUGGGCCAGUGUGGGGAAGAGCCUGAACUGCAUCAUCGCUAUGGUAGAUAAGCUGAUUGAGAGAGACGGCAACAGCGAUGGUAGUGGUCGCAGCCAAGAUGAAGAAAAGGACCCUUCGCUGGCAGACUCCCUCACACCUCACCCAAGAGAGGACUGGCAUGAGCAGUUACAUCCCCUCAUCCUGACCCUGAAGGAGUGUGUGGGAGAAGUGGUGAGCCGAGCCAGGCAGUCCCUGACGUUCGUGCUGCUCCAGGAACUUGCCUACAGCCUGCCCCAGUGCCUGAUGCUGACACUGAGGAGAGACAUCGUCUUCAGUCAGGCACUUGCUGGAUUGGUUUGUGGUUUUAUCAUCAAGUUACAUACGAGUCUACAUGACCCUGACUUUCUACAACAGCUCCAUACGGUGGGGUUGAUAGUAGAGUAUGAAGGACUCCUGAGUACAUACAGUGAUGAAAUUGGAAUGCUAGAGGACAUGGCUGUUGGCAUUUCAGAUCUGAAAAAAGUUGCAUUUAAAAUAAUUGAAGCCAAAUCUAAUGAUGUCUUGCCGGUUAUAACAGGAAGACGUGAACACUAUGUGGUGGAGGUGAAACUUCCGACCACCAUGUUUGAGUCACUCCCUCUGCAGAUUAAAGAAGGACAGUUGCUUUAUGUCUAUCCGGUUCUGUUUAAUGUUGGAAUCAAUGAGCAACAGACUCUGGCUGAGAGAUUUGGAGAUGUCUCUUUGCAAGAAAGUAUUAAUCAAGAAAAUUUUGAGCUUGUAAAAGAAUAUUAUUCAAUAUUUAUGGAAAAGAUGCCUCCUGAUUACAUUUCACACUUUCAAGAACAAAAUGAUUUAAAAGGAUUACUUGAUAAUCUCCAUCAAAAUAUCCAAGCCAAAAAAAGGAAGAAUGUAGAAAUCAUGUGGUUGGCAGCUACGAUUUGUCGCAAACUCAACGGCAUUCGUUUCACGUGCUGUAAAAGUGCCAAAGACAGGACCUCGAUGUCAGUGACACUGGAACAGUGCUCCAUCUUGAGGGAUGAGCAUCAUCUUCACAAAGAUUUCUUCAUCCGAGCUCUGGACUGUAUGAGAAGAGAAGGAUGCCGCAUAGAGAAUGUUCUGAAGAAUAUCAAAUGCAGAAAGUAUGCGUUCAACGUGCUACAGCUGAUGGCUUUCCCCAAGUACUACCGACCUCCAGAAGGGACUUAUGGAAAAGCUGACACCUAAAUUUACCUACAUGUCAAUAAACAGGGACACAAAUACAUUUCACUUGGAUGACCUUGACCUUGGUUUUAUUCUAUAUUUUUAUUGUUAUGAAUUUAUGAGGGGAGGUGCUCACAGGCGUUUAUUCAAAUAGGACAUUGCUGGAAUAGUUGUUAACAUAUAACUCUGAAAGUAAUCCAAUUUUAGAGCCUUCCACUCAUUGAAAUGGAAAAUGUUCUGAGAAAAGAUAGGUUGUUUGACAGUAGGAGAGGUAACUCAGAAGGUGUUAGUCCCAUCUAAGCUGAAGAUAAGAGAGGGAUUUCAUAGUGGGCUACUUUUUAGUUUACAUUAUAGAUAUCAUUGCAACCUAUUCUAUUGAGCUUGAUAAAAUCUGUUUUAAUAGCCAAUGAACGUAGAUAAUGAUUACCAAUGGCCUUAAACCCGAGCAGAUCUGUGUGUUUGUAGACAUCUUUGUCAUCUUGUUAUGAUGUGAAAGCUUCUUUUAAUCAUGUAGAAGAACAGUGUGAUCCCAACAGUACACAAACAUUUCGGAAUGAAGAGAUCUUUCUAAAAAGUUCUGUGACCUGCAUGUGGACAUGAUAAUGAGAAUACCUUAAUAGGUAAAGCAGGUCAAGGAGCUUGACUUGAAACAGAGCUAACAUGCCUAUGGCCAUGCCACCCUGAAUGCACCCUGUCUCAUCCGAAGGGGAGUUAACUAACAGCAGCCAGCUUACAUUCAGAUGAAAAGUCCACCAGCUGACACUUUCUGUAACAAAACUCAUGGAAGCAAGAGCAAUGCCUUUGAGAUGGGCUCUAGCUGUCACUUAAUGCCAGAUUCUGUUCUUACAUAGCUUACAAUGUGCAAAUAAACCUUGAACUUAUAUUCAACCAUAACUAAUGAAAUACUACCAUGAUAACUUUCAGUUAACCUCCAUUUAAAUUUGUCCUUAGCAUAAAAUAACUCCAUAUAUAAGUUUUUUUACAUGACAUGCCAAAUUCACAGUUUCCUUAAAGAACAUCUUGAAUACCACCAUUAGUGAAAGAAAUGGAUAAAUUAAAGAAUAUCUAGCUAGACUUUUGAAGAAUCAUGGUUAAAAUCUUUACUUGGGCUGGAGAGAUGACUCAAUGGUUAAAGGCACUUUCUUGAGAAGUCUGACCCCAGGCCAUCACUAAAAAUAAAAAUAUGUAAAUGAAAUAAAACCUCUACUUACCUUCUUAUUCUUUCUACCUCUCUAGCUUGUGGGUUUAUCCCUUCCAAAUUGCUGUAAAAAGUAUAUAUGAAAAUUAAGGGGAAAGUUUUUUGAAAUAGAAUUUAUCACUAAAAUUAAAAUUCAGAGUGCAACAAUCUUAAACAAGCAAAUUUAUUCUUUUAUAUUUAUUUUUCUUACCAGUGGAGCAUUCCAUCCAGAGCACAAGUCUCUGGAAAUGCUAGAUAUUUCUUAGCUGUGACUACAUUCAAUGGUUGCUUUCUAAGGCUUACCAGCUAAUAUGAUGUUUUCUUACCUAAGAAUCCUCUUCAGAUAAGGCUUUUAAACACAUUUCUAGUUGUGUGCUGAGUUUUUCAAGUUGCUACAAAUAAAAGAUAACUCUUUAAGCCUUCUCACAGUGGAAUUAGCAAUUUACUUUUUUAACGAAUGACCCUGGGGUAAUAUUGAAGCAAUUGACAGAGUGUAGCUUUUUAAAUGAAAAUACACUGCAUACCCUGGUUUAUCCAUGGAAAAUUAUCUUGCUGUUCUUUGUGAUACUUACUUCUCUAUUUCUGUGGUGAAAUACAGAUUUUGAAUUGUUUUGUUUAUUUAUUUUUAUGAUAAGAGAAUGUAUGGUUAUCUUCAAUGCCCCACAGAAUUUAAAAUAAAGAAGUUGAGGUGGCAGAGGUCGUUCAGGGGAUGUGAAGUUUGUUUAGUAUAUUAAGUACUUCUCAGUGCUCCAGGAGACCUUACAUGAUUUAUGCGCCCACAAACAUUUGAUAAACAAACAUUCUUGUAUCUAUUUUAAGGUGAAGCAAGCACUUAACUCAAGUGUGGAAAACAUUUAUGCUUUGGGAAACUGACAGUAGGGUUUACCAAGUUUAAAAAACGUCAUAGAUAUUUUCUGUUAUAUUCUAAUGUUGAAACCUUGAAUAAUAGAGCUUGGUAUAAUGCAAAUGCAUAUGAAUUUUCAUUCAUUAUUAGCACAGAAGUUUAUAUUUGUGCAUCUAUUGAGCAGAAGAUUUCAUCAAGGAAAUUCAUGUUUUCUAAAUAUUAUGGCUCUUUUCCUAAGGGAUAGACCAAACAUACUUAGACAAAUAUUUCACUAUUGUUUAUCAAGGCUUUCUGAAUCAAAUAGUAAGUAUCUUAAAAUACCCCUUGCACAAACAGCAGUUGUCAUGGAUUUUUAUUCCUACUUUUAUUUAGAAUAUUUACCAGCAGCCAUAUUCAUGAAGCACAUGUUGAGCUUUUAAAAAAGUGAACCAAGAAAAUGAUACUUCCAAACAAUGUAGAUAUUUUUCUCUGAAAUAUGCUCCCUCUGUCAUCAUCAAAUACAGAAAGCAUUUCUGGAUUGACUAUUUACAGAGCCCUAGAAAACCAUAUUAAAACCUCAUAAAGAUGUAACUCUGAUUCCUGAUGGUACAAUGGCAAAGGUCUAGUGUAUGGACUUUAUGAGCACAUGUAUAAAAAUGGAAUUGAAGCAGACACACACAGACUCACCAAUCCUCAUUUUUUUCUCUUCUUGAAUAUGAACGUUGAGUUAUGUCAUACACUGCAUAAACAUCUUUUGGAUGCAAGCAGUUUGGCCAGUCUGGUAAACCAGGAGAGCAUAUCAGCAGCCCAAGCCAGCAGAUGGCCUAGCCAAGGGAACCCGUGGCACAGAUAGUAUGGAUACCUGCAGCCUCUUAUAAUGAUAACACAUCAUCUAACAAACAGUGAAGCCAUCCAUGAAAGCUAGCACUGAAUGUGGGAAACUUUAUUUUGACUCUUGAGUUGAUAUCUUGCAUGAGUAAGGCUCAAGAUGGACAAGGAAAAAUACAUCACCAUUGGUAUAGAGUCAUGCUUUUUAAAUGCAAUCAUUCCCUGGGCAAAGGACGACCCUGUGCAAACAGAGGCAUUUCCACGGAUGCCAAAAGUGACUCUUGAUAUGUCAUAAAGUUGAUUAUUGAAUUUCUAGGAUUUUUGUAAGUCAGUUCCAAUACACACAGUAAUAUUUAAAUAUUAAAAUAUGAAAUCCAUCUUAUUUAAAGAUUACAACCAAAGCUUACAAUCUCCCAACUAUAACACAUGUUGACCUGUCUCUCUGCUUUUGGCUUUGGUUAGCUCUAUUGUGUCUUAUCUGUGGAGGUGUGAUACAGUACUAUGAAACUGUGAAUCUCUUCCUGACUCCACUUUUAGGAACAUUUUGUUGGUAUGUUUAAAUCAGCCAAUACGGAAUUAUUUAUACCACAGAAUCUGGAAAAUGCCACACACUAGAAUAUUUGUUUCCUGGAACACCCAUUGUUAAACAUUUACCAAUGCAUGACUAAAUGCCACUAUCACUUUUUUUCCCCAGAAAAGAAAAAAUUGUUGGAAGCAGGAUAAAUUAUUCAAAUGGUAUUAAAUGCAACCAGUCCUUUUUUUUUUUUCAGAUGCCUAUAAUUUUAUUUCGGGCUUUAUCUUCUCUAAAUAUAUAAAACAUAUUUGGUAAUUAUAUUUUAGUCAUAAUUAAAUUAUUAAAUUAGAGUUCAAAGAAAGAUCAGUGCCAUGCCAAAGGGGGAUGUUAGCAACCCACCUUGAGUGUAAGCAGUACAUAGGACUAAAUUCAGUGAAGUAUUAUCCUAACCUGAGUGUCACUGAAAAUGUGUUUCAUUAUCAAUUUCUAAUCUUCCAAGAUGGGCACCUGGUAAAAGUAGGUAAAACAGUAGCAUAUUACUCAUCCCAGUCUAAUGAAAACAGCCCAAAUGAAACCCAAACUGUGAGAUUAAACAAGUUACACUCUGGCAUUAGGCGAUAGCAGCACAGAUGCUUUGACGGUUUGAUUCCCAAGCUAUGUAGCACAUCAUUUUUGUUCCAUGCACAGGGCAUGUUUUGUAGCCUUUUAAGAUAUAAAUCAACUUUUAUCGCAUAUUUAAAGAACUGGUUGAGAGAAACUGUGAUCAGCUGUUAAGGAGGAAAACAAGCAUCUUGGACACAAAGCAUCCCCAACAGCUAAAAGCUUUAGAAACUAUGCACUACUCAAAAGGAUAAUUAGCUAUGAAUGUGUGUGGUUGGGAGACAAUUUUAGUAUGAAUUUACAUUUAUCUACACCAGCUGUAGUCUGCAUAAGUUAUACCUCCAUAUUUAUGUUUUUUUAACUUUAUGAAAGAUUCCCAAUAUCUUCUAUCAUUUCUUCUUUUGGCAUUUGGAAAUUACAAGUUUGCACACAAAGAGGUUACACAAAGCAAUAACUGUCUUUGAAAAUAUGAAGAUAAAAAUCCAUGUUUUAAAUAAAAUAUAUAUCAGGCCAGUUAAGUAUGCAGUUGACUAAGGGAAAUUUGCACUUUUGUCUUUCUGAGAAAUGGUGCACACUAAGUACCCUCAGAAUUUUAUUUUAAACAAGAGCAUAACAACACUUCAGAUUUUUUAAAACAAUGAAUUAUGGCUAGCUAUUAGUAAAAAGAAAAAAAUUAUAAGGUAAUAUCAACUCUAAAUCUAGUCAUGUUUCCAGAGUUUGGAGUUUUAUUCAAGGAAACAUAUUUAGAUAUUAAAUUAAAAAUAAAAGCAACUCACAAUUUAGUUCCAAACAGCGAAUAUCAAGCAAACAAAUGUCAAAAUAUCAGUGACACAUUGUGACAAACUAUGGUUGUUAUUUGUAUCUCUUAGUGAAAACAAUGGCUAAGAAAGAAGUUACAGCUCUUUUCCAGUGAUAGUAUUAAAUUGUUGACCAUAUUUGUGAACUCCUUUAAAUCAUUCUAUGUCAUGAAAGGGCAUGAUAAUCCAAUAAUACACCUUCCAGAAAGACAUCUUGUAUUGUUAUUAUCAGACACUUGUGACCCACAUUUUGUCAAGGUGCUAUAAAAAUCUAUAAAAUUAUGGUGGCAUGUGUACAUUACUACCAAUGUUCAUUUCAAAAGGCAAAGUGCAUAUACCCAUAGCUCUAUAGGCACUCAUUUCUAUGCACACAUUUUAGAUUUAAUUUCUUAUUUGAACAUUUUAUUAUCCUAUUCAAUUAAUUUUUAGAUUCAUGAUGUUCAUUUUAAAGACUGGCACAUUUUAUCUUAAACAUAUAUUUUUGACAAACAAGCAAUGUGUAUUCCUAGGAUAUGAGCCACAAAUAGUUUAGAUCUUUUGAGCUUGGCAUUUGAUGAACUAUCACAUUUGUUUCAUUUUAUGUGAAUCAUAUUCA
Jaculus jaculus (lesser Egyptian jerboa) is the source of this 8280-nucleotide messenger RNA. It is a transcript of the gene Inpp4b, whose product is annotated as inositol polyphosphate-4-phosphatase type II B. The transcript is spliced from 25 exons. The record is from RefSeq and is a predicted model, not a curated record. Gene Ontology annotation, cellular component: cytoplasm. Gene Ontology annotation, molecular function: phosphatidylinositol-3,4-bisphosphate 4-phosphatase activity. Bases 196 to 2970 code for a protein of 924 amino acids. NCBI's taxonomy places the organism in Eukaryota, Metazoa, Chordata, Mammalia, Rodentia, Dipodidae.